AAAACUCAGACUGGAGUAGGAGGCCGACCACUCUCACUGCAAGGAUCCCUUCACUUCACUCUGCUGCACAGUUCCUGGAAGUUUUUAAGUCAGGGAUUUUCUUGUGCUGAGUCAUCAACGUUGUUUUGUUUUGUUUUUUUUCUCUUAAAGGCACCCUGUCUUGAGUUAAUUGUUCUCAGUUCCUUUUAUUUAUUUAUUUAUUUAUUUAUUUAUUUUCGCUGUUGGUUGGAAAUGUCUGGGAAUCUGUGGAUGCUCUGUCUCUGUCUCUGCUUUUCCUGGACCGAAGCUCGCAUCUGGGCGUGGAUGCUCAACAUGCCCCACAGUCCCCCCAAAGACGGAGCCAAGAUAGUGCGAGAGAGCGCUCAAGUGUCCAAAGUAGCCACGGCUACAUGCGACCACGACAGGGUGUGUGGACGGGGUUUCUCCUGCGACCGUCACUUUGGCCUGUGUGUCCCUCUGCGCGGUGAGGGACACUACUGUCGGAGGGACGCCCAGUGUGUCCGUGGCCUUAGCUGCAUGUUUGGGAAGUGCCACCGCAGCAUCCCCAAUGGACAAGAGGGUGCCAGAUGUAAAGUGGACCGCGACUGUGGGGCAUCCAUGUGUUGCGCCCGACACCACGGCGAGCAGGUGUGCAAGAGACGCCUGAUCCGCGGCGAGAGCUGCUUCGUGCCUGACGGCGGCCUGGCGUUCAGUAUCAACCAGAUUUGUCCAUGUGAUGAUGGGCUGCUGUGUCGUGACAGCAGUUCGCCACCCAGGAGAGAGAGAGAGUUUAUUUAUCAGCCAGAGCAAAAGAGUUGGACCUGUCAAGUGCCCCAGCCCUGAUUCCAGCCUCAAUACAAAAGUUAUUUAUGAUGUAAAUAUGUUUGCUAUGACUGUAUAAAGAAAUGUCUAUAUUUCCUAAUGCGUUCUUGUAGUAAGGACGGGUUGUUGUUUUUUUUUGUAUGAUUUUGUUCUGUACAUUUUGACGUAAGCACUACUGUAG
This is a messenger RNA of Solea senegalensis (Senegalese sole), 982 nucleotides long. RefSeq names its product dickkopf-related protein 3-like. Gene Ontology annotation, biological process: negative regulation of canonical Wnt signaling pathway; multicellular organism development. Gene Ontology annotation, molecular function: receptor antagonist activity; co-receptor binding. The transcript has 4 exons. The record is from RefSeq and is a predicted model, not a curated record. NCBI's taxonomy places the organism in Eukaryota, Metazoa, Chordata, Actinopteri, Pleuronectiformes, Soleidae. Gene Ontology annotation, cellular component: extracellular region. The coding region runs from base 232 to 822 and encodes 196 amino acids.